This is a messenger RNA of Geodia barretti, 396 nucleotides long. Lineage: Eukaryota; Metazoa; Porifera; Demospongiae; Tetractinellida; Geodiidae. The record is from the annotation of a GenBank genome assembly.
UACAGACAAGUUAACAAAUUCAACCAAAGCAAAACUGGUCUGUACUGAAAGAUAACCCAAAGACCUCAGCCUGAUAGGGUAUCAGCAGCAAUGGGAACAGCACGUGCUGUCCUUCUCUUACUAUUCCUGAUGCCAUCUGUAUAUUAUACUGAGGCUAAAAAGUUCUACCAACAAGAAUCUCCUCCAAAGCAGAAAUCUGACUGUCUGUGUGAAGGCAGCAGUUGCUAUGUUAGUCCUGAUAACUUUUGGUGUUUGAAGAAACAAAUGUGCUCAAAUUACAUCAUCAUACUAAAUGGUGAGAAAUUCAAUGUAGAUAUUGAGAAUGGCUUUAUAGUCAUUGAGAAUGUGUCCAACUUGACAAUAUCUGGUGGAGAAAGUGGCAGUGUUAUUGAGUGC